Protopterus annectens (West African lungfish) is the source of this 5757-nucleotide messenger RNA. RefSeq names its product transmembrane O-mannosyltransferase targeting cadherins 4 (gene TMTC4). Gene Ontology annotation, cellular component: endoplasmic reticulum. The transcript is spliced from 18 exons. Gene Ontology annotation, biological process: endoplasmic reticulum unfolded protein response; protein O-linked glycosylation via mannose. NCBI's taxonomy places the organism in Eukaryota, Metazoa, Chordata, Ceratodontiformes, Protopteridae. The record is from RefSeq and is a predicted model, not a curated record. The coding region runs from base 287 to 2509 and encodes 740 amino acids. Gene Ontology annotation, molecular function: mannosyltransferase activity; protein binding.
CGGCUCGUGGGAAGACACGAACCAACUGUUAGCUGAUCUCGCGUGAGUCAGUCACAUAGGUUAUCCUGGACACUGUUGGUGAGCAUAACAAAAGCGGAGCUACGCAUGGAUAUUUGAAGUGACCCAUUUCAGUUUUAGCCCUCUCAUCUCACGUGCCAAGAAUCUCACGAGUAUCCAAAGUGAUAGUUCCUACAUUUCUAAAUACUUUCCCAUUAUGUAUUGGUGGACACCGAGGUUGCAGUCAACAUAAUGAUCAUUUCCAGACAUAGUAUGAACACCUUACAAGAUGCUGCAUUCCGGAGUUCAUGUGGAUAUCUAUAUACCAGUGCCACAGCUCCCUCAGUACCAAGCAAAGAUUGUUGUAGGACUCCUCGCCUUUGUAUGUUUUGCUAACAGCUAUGAUGGAGACUUUGUGUUUGAUGACUCUGAAGCUAUCAUCAAUAAUAAGGACCUCAGACCAGAAACUCCCCUUGGUGAUUUAUGGGAACAUGACUUCUGGGGUAGCAAACUUAGCAGCAACACUAGUCACAAGUCAUAUCGACCACUGACAGUGCUAACUUUCAGGUUUAACUACAUUUUGGCUGGAGGCCUUCACCCCAUCGGUUUCCACGCUUUUAACAUUCUUCUUCAUUGUGUAAUUUCUGUUCUAAUGGUCGAUGUCUUCUCAAUAUUGCUUGGUGGUCUGGCAUACGACAACAAAUGCAGACGAUUAAACCUAGCUCCAAAAUCCUCCCUGCUAGCUGCGUUGCUAUUUUCUGUGCAUCCAGUGCAUACGGAAAGUGUUGCAGGUAUUGUUGGUAGAGCAGAUCUCCUAUGUGCCUUCUUCUUCGUGUUGUCCUUUCUGAGUUACUGUGGAGCUUUCUUUCAGUACCACAGAGAAGGACAAUUUUCCACAGCGUGGAUUCUUCUGAGUCUUCUACUUUGUGCUUUAGCCAUGUUGUGCAAAGAACAAGGAAUCACUGUUUUGGGUGUGAAUGCUGUAUACGAUGCCUUUGUGGUCUGCAGGAUAAAUGUUUUACAACUUUUUCAGAAGACAGUGCACAGAGGUAAAGUGCUAGAAAAAUCCGAUUUUCCAAAAAGUGGGUUUAUGUUCAGAAUGUUCCUGCUUACUUUUGGUGGGCUGGCUAUGCUGUAUAUUCGAUGGAGAAUAAUGGGAACUGGUCCUCCAGCAUUUACAGAAGUCGACAAUCCAGCUUCUUUUGCCAUGAGUGUCAUUGAGAGGGCUGUAAACUAUAAUUACUACUAUGCACUGAAUGCAUGGUUGCUGCUUUGCCCCUGGUGGCUGUGCUUUGAUUGGUCAAUGGGCUGCAUACCCCUUAUUAAAUCAGUCACUGAUUGGAGAAUAAUUGCACUAGUAGCACUUUGGUUCUGCCUAAUUGGUCUAAUAUGCCAGGCUGUUUGCUCAGAAGAGAGCAAUAAGAGAAGAAUCCUGACAUUAGGACUAGCAUUACUUAUUAUCCCCUUCCUUCCAGCAAGUAACCUCUUCUUUCGUGUAGGAUUUGUCAUUGCUGAGAGAGUGCUUUAUUUGCCCAGUGCUGGGUUCUGUUUGUUGCUUACUUAUGGAGUCAACAUUUUAAGCAGACAAAUGAAAAAUAAGAAUAUCUUUGCUGCAUUGAUCUUUGGAGUUCUUUUUUGUAAUGUCUUACGCUGUAUAUUCAGGAGUGGUCAGUGGAGGUCUGAGGAACGGCUUUUUCAGAGUGCCCUCAUUGUGUGCCCUCUGAAUGCCAAGGUGCACUACAAUGUUGGCAAAAAUUUGGCUGAUAAAGGCAAUCAGACUGCUGCAAUCAAUUAUUACAGAGAAGCAGUUAGGUUAAAUCCCAGCUACGUACAUGCCAUGAACAACCUCGGCAACAUCCUUAAAGAAAGGAAUGAACUUCAGGAGGCGGAAUACUUGUUAUCCAAAGCUGUUACAAUACAGCCUGACUUUGCUGCAGCUUGGAUGAAUCUUGGAAUAGUACAGAACAGCUUAAAAAGAUUUGAAGAGGCAGAAAAAAGCUACUGGACAGCAAUUAGGCACAGAAAAAAGUACCCAGACUGCUACUAUAAUCUAGGACGUCUGUAUGCAGAUCUGAAUCGUCAUGUUGAUGCUCUAAACGCUUGGAGAAAUGCCACUGUCCUCAAACCUGAUCACAGUCUAGCAUGGAACAACAUGGUAAUUUUGCUGGACAAUACAGGUAACUUGGCACAGGCAGAAACGGUUGGCAGAGAUGCUCUGAAACUGCUUCCUGAUGACCACACAAUAAUGUUUUCUUUGGCAAAUGUACUGGGAAAACUUCAGAAAUAUAAGGAAUCUGAACUCCUGUUUCUUAAAGCUCUUAAAGUCAACCCAAAUGUAGCAAGCUAUCAUGGAAAUUUAGCUGUGCUUUAUCAUCGCUGGGGAAAACUCGACUUAGCCAAGAAACACUAUGAGGUCUCUCUGAAGCUUGACCCUAUGGCACCAGGGACAAAAGAAAACUUCAGCCUUCUUAAAAGAAAACUGGAACAACUGCAGAAGAAGGGCCCAGCCUGAUUUUUCUGUAACUUUUUGUACUGCAUGCUUUAAAUUUGUUUACAUGACCACUUUCAGUCGUGUAAGACUUGUCUUCUUACACUAUUAAAAUGCUAGAGCACCAGCAAAACUUAAAACUUGAAUAGGAAUGCUGUAUUUAUGUCAGUGUAUGAUAAUAUAUGUUGGAAUGUUCAUUUUCUAUUACUGCGGUUACUGUUUGUAGAUGUAAGCAGCUGAUUAUGCAUCGAAUGUGUAAGACAAUUUUCUAGUAGCUGCUGAUGUUUUUAAGACUGACAGUGUUCUGUUAAUCAGGAGAGCAGUUAAGCCUGUAAUUUAUCUUUGAGUGUAUGCAGUGUGUGUGUGUGUGUGUGUGUGUGUGUGUGUGUGUGUGUGUGUGUGUGUGUGUGUGUAUGUUGGGGGAGUAGAAGACAAUAUACUACCUGUAUCCUGACAGUUGGUCUGCAGUGAUCCCCAGGUUUUACCAUCUAGGGAACAUAUAUGCUGAUGUCAUAUGUAGCACUAGAUCAUCACUUUACAGUGCUAACUGAUCUUAGUCCAAAGAAACCAGAGGCUGUGAUGAAUCCUAACAUUCAGCAGUGAUUGCAGUUAUGGUCAAAAAGGCUUAAUAUGUGCAUAAAAUGCAGUAUGCGGUAGGUGUCUGGAUAAUGAGAGGAGUUUCCAUAUUUGUGCACCAUUUUCCAUGAAGAGGAACUUCGCAUUUUGAGAAAGAAUUUAAUACUUCCAUAUUUUAUAGUGAAAACUGACAGAUGUAAUCCUAUCCUAAGUGCUCCUAGGAGUAAUACAGCUACAUACACAAGGGGCCAUUGUGCGAGCACAGUUGAUGCCCUUCCAUUUCACUGUUGCAGUAUUUUUUACAAUAGGAAUUCCCUGCCAAGGGCGGCCCAACAUCGAGCCAGUAUACCAAAGCCUGUAGAUUGUUUUAAGGCAUGCUGUACAUCACACGUAUGCUCCCUGCAUAUAGUUUAGGGCAUAAAGGUGAUGUCCGGAUGUACCAUCUUCAGAACUUCUCUGCUGCCAGUUUGAACGCCAUCUUUUGAUUGUUGGUCUGAAAGCUUGAGUUGUUGCAGGUUCACCAAGCCGUUUCAGAUGAGUGCCACACUGGGGCUUUUGCUCUUACUUUUUUCUUUUUGAUUGUUUGCUUCUAGGGUUUCAUGUCAUCCAGAAAGGGUAAAUGCCAGUCUGGAAGAUAGAUUCCCCAUAAAGACCAUCAUGAGCACUGCUUGUUUUGUCUCGGCAUGUCCCACGACCAUACGUCCUACUCCAUUUGUCAGGGUUUCAUCCCAAAGAUACUCCAUAGUCAGCUUUCUUCUUUGGCCCUGUAUUUAGAGAACCAACUUCUUAAGCUUUUAGCAAAAUACACUAUGGAGGGAACUCCCCAUUGUGAGGUUAAGCCAUCUGUGAAGAAGAAGGCCAAGAAGUGUAUGUCCAAUUUUUCUGCUGUACCGUCUCUGCUGGAUGUCUCUACCAAGACAAGUAAAAGCCUGGAGGAUCACCCGGCUUAUCUAUUGGAUUCCUCUGUCAUUACCACUUCAGAGGUCAGCAUAGAUCCACUGUCAUGCAUGUCCUUGGUGGCUUUGCGGAUAUCCGUUACUGAUGUUCAGGGGGAACCACGACUAAUUAUUACAGAAGGAACUAGGGGUACUCCUCAAAAUUUUGCUAGAGAGGAAGGUCCAAUUACAACUGUGGAAUGUCACCAGAUAUCUGAACCUUCUAAGUUUUACAGGGCAGACAUCCCUUUUAAAAAGAAACAAAAAAAAAACAUGUUUCUCCUGCUCCUAAGGACCCUCAGAGUGAAUGGCUGAAUUUUACUCAGGGUUUGUUUAAUCCCCUUAUGGCUUUGAAUCCUCUUCAAGGAGUUUCUGUUCCUGCUCCACCUUGGUCCUCUGUUCCUCUAAAAGGCCUAUGGAACAGGAUUCCUCUGCGGAAGAGGUGGAUUCAGAUGAGGAAUUCCUUGCUUAUUCAUCCCGGAUUCCUUCUGCUUUAGAUUAUGGUAAUGAAGAGGAGGAGUCCAGUAGUCCUGACAAUGAAAAGAUUUCCUUCAGGAGCACAAUUUCCAGGAUGAUGGAUUUUUUUAAAUGGGAUUGUGCCCAGCUUUCUGAGGUGCAGAAGAGGUACUACGAAUUUUUGCAAAUGGACUUUCCCAGAGCUUCCACUCUGCCUUCUGUUUUGGCUGCUUUAUUAGAUGCCUUUUCUACUGCAUCUCAGGCUCCAGAUUCCUAGCCCCCUGCUUCCAAAAAACCUGACAGGUUUUAUAGGGUGCCUGAGGAUUGAAGAUUCCUAUAAAGAUGUCUUCCAGCUGACCCUUAUGUGGUGUCUGUGGCAUCCGAUAAGCCAUCUGACUUGUUGCCCUCUACAAAACUUCUUCCUUUAGAUAAAGGCAGCAGGACUAUGUAAAGGAUAGGUAAGAAAGUUUAUACCUCUGUUACCUUGGCCUUUAGAGCUGUCACUUAUAAGACCCAUAUGUCCAGAUACAUUUUGGCUCUUCUUUCUUAGGCCUGUCAUGUAAUUUCUGACCUUCUUGACUCUAAAGGGAAGACUCCUGAUCUCUUCUUGUUGGGCACCUCUUUUCAAGUGGCUCACCAUUCUAUUAAGUGCAGUUAUGAUACAACAGGUGCUUCUUUCAGGGCUGCAGCUUUUGGUUCUGUGAUUAGGAGUUAUUCCUGGCUUUGACUUCACCCUUUACCUGAUGAUAUUAAGGCUAAGUUGAUGGAUGCUCCUCUGGAUAACAAACACUUAUUUGGUGCAGCUGCUGUGGAUUUGUUUAAGUCUUUCCAAGAUAAGGGCAAGGUUUUUCAGGAACUUAAACAUAUUUUUGUUUCUCCUGUGCCAAACUUUCAAAGACGUUAUCCUAAUAAUCCGGCCUUUGUAUGUAGACAGUCUUGCCCUCAUCCCAAGGUAAAAUAGCUCCUCCUGAUAGAGCUACCCAGACUCCUGUAACCCAGCAGUCUCCUUUUCCUGACAAACAAGGUGCUGUCUGACUGUCGUGAUGUUAUUCGUGUUUCACUGUUGCAGUCCUAACAUAAGGGUUAUCCGGCUCCUGAUAGCCCUCAGUCGGCCCAAAUACCAGAGUCCUUGGUAUAUGACGUCGGCUGCCAUUGGUUGUAAAUGUCAGGUAUAAAGGAAGUCGACCAUCAUCAUUUCCUCAGUCUUUCUUGCCGCGGAGGCUGAAGCUGAUGCAAUUCGCACUAGUGCCGGUCGGCCGUUUACCUUCUUUCUGCAUUCCGACUACCAAGUUGAAGACACCUUCA